AUGAAGAGGGUUAACCCAUCUCGUCAACUCGGUCGUCUGCUCGUAAUAGCUGUCGUGUCACAGGCAGUUGUCAGUUUUCCUAAACAAGUUGAUUGUGGGAAUGAUCUUCCCUGUCGUUGUUUAGAAGAAACAUUCUCAUGGGGAUCGGAUGUAGAUGUCAAACAAAAUAGUAGCUUUGUUUCAUUGGAUGACUACAGCUUAGACGCCAACUAUAGUUACGAGUGGAGUUCUACUGUCUAUACUGAAUCAACAUUGACCGUUGAUUGCAGAAGCUCAAAUUUAAAAAGAAUUCCCUACACCAUACCUUACAAUGUAACCAAAUUAUGGGUAUCUCAUAACAGCAUUGUGUAUGUAGCGAGGGUCUCACUUGCACAUUGUCGUGAAAUAGUGCAACUGGACGCGAGUUAUAACGCCAUCUCUCAUAUUGAUAGAGAUGCUUUUAUUAAUAUGGAGAAUAUUAAUACUAUAUAUUUGAGUAAUAACCAACUCACUGACCUGCCACGAGAACUCUUCAAUCACACAAUACACUUAACUUUCCUUGAUGUGAGCCACAAUCAAUUGAAGCGUUUACCGGUUAUUAACAGCAACAUACCUGCCUUGUAUAUAUUAUUAUCCUUCAACCAGAUAAGCCAGAUGGAAUUAAUCAAUCAACAAAAUUAUAAAACGUUUACGUUUAUUGGUUUAGAUAUAUCAAACAACAAAUUGAGAAGCAUACCAGAUAACGUGGUCCGGCGUCUGAAUGAAGUAUUUGCUGAACGCUAUGGAGAAAUUAUUCUUGAUGGCAAUCCAUGGGUAUGUGACUGUGAAAUGGUAUCAGUGAAACGAGCAUGGCCGCACCAUCCUCACUAUAUUCGAGACACUAUCUACUGUAACACGCCAGACAAUUUGAAAGGAAAGAAUAUGUGGAACAUUCCAGAAUCACAACUG
This is a messenger RNA of Saccoglossus kowalevskii, 927 nucleotides long. RefSeq names its product carboxypeptidase N subunit 2-like. Lineage: Eukaryota; Metazoa; Hemichordata; Enteropneusta; Harrimaniidae. The record is from RefSeq and is a predicted model, not a curated record.